Messenger RNA from Setaria italica (foxtail millet), 1925 nucleotides. RefSeq names its product probable cation transporter HKT6. Gene Ontology annotation, molecular function: monoatomic cation transmembrane transporter activity. The transcript has 3 exons. The record is from RefSeq and is a predicted model, not a curated record. The coding region runs from base 251 to 1699 and encodes 482 amino acids. Gene Ontology annotation, biological process: monoatomic cation transport; transmembrane transport. NCBI's taxonomy places the organism in Eukaryota, Viridiplantae, Streptophyta, Magnoliopsida, Poales, Poaceae. Gene Ontology annotation, cellular component: plasma membrane.
UAUAGAGAAUAUAAUCUCUUGGCAUGUUACCUUAUAAUACACACUAACAAGCUAUCCAGAAUUUUUGAAGUGGUCAUGAUUCUUCAGUCAUCAUGGCCCACAUCUUAUCCCGAGAAGUUUGAAAUAGAGUCUACGUAUCAAAACAGCAUAUGUGAACAUUAAAAGCGGAUGUGUUUCUAUAUAAAUGUACGCUCAUCACCCAAGAGCCCUCUUAAAGCAUUCUGCUUAGCUCCACACACAACCCAUACAGAUGGUUCGUAGUCUUUUGGUGUCCCUAAAAAGACUCAGAAUAUAUUCUGCAUUUUUAGCCAGCAAGUUGCUUUCUUUUCCAAAAUUAGCACAACAGACCAUGAAAUACUCCUACCAGUUCAUCCGUCGAAGUAAUCCACUCUUUGUCCAAAUCAUAUAUUUUACAUCAAUUUCAUUUGGUGGAUAUGCAGCUCUCAAGAUCCUCAAGCCACAAGAAAAUCCACAUGCUCUUAAAUACUUAGAUUUAUUAUUUACUUCUAUAUCUGCAUCCACUGUCUCAAGCAUGGCUACAGUUGAAAUGGAGGAUUUCUCAAAUAGUCAACUUUGGAUGUUGACUAUUUUAAUGCUAAUUGGUGGAGAGGUAUUCACUUCAAUGCUUGGUCUUUACUUCAUGAAGGCCAAAUUUGAUGCAAAAGGAUCCGUCAACAAAACAGGUUACUCAUUUUAUGCUGAUGUUGAAUCUGCUAGUUCUGAAAACCCUGGUCCAAACAGCACCCAGGGAACCAAAGUUAUGGUGCCAAUUUCCGAACUCCGCUUGGAAGACAAAGAUCGUGUUGAUCACGAGACAAUGAAAUCAUUAGGUUAUGCAUUGAUGGUCUAUCUUCUUGUGACAAAUUUAGGCGGCUCACUAGCUAUUUACCUUUACCUUAUCCUCGUACCAGAUGCACAAGAAGUUCUAAAGAGAAAGGACAUUGGGUAUGUCAUAUUCUCUAUAUUUACAGCCAUCUCUUCAAUUGGCAAUUGUGGCUUUACUCCAGUAAAUGAGAACAUGGUCAUAUUUCAAAAGAACACCAUCUUGUUACUACUACUUAUUCCAAAGAUUCUAUUAGGAAAUACAUUAUUUGCCCCAUGCUUGAGAUUUAUGAUGUGGUCACUUGAGAAGAUUACUACAAAAAAAGAAUACCAUUUCAUUCUUCAACAUCCAAAGGCAGUUGGAUACAAACACCUUAUGAAUGGCAGGGAGUGUGUUUAUUUGAUGGUAACAGUUAUCGUGUUCAUUAUCAUGCAAACCAUAUUGUUUUGCUCUUUGGAAUGGAACUCGAAUGCUUUGCAGGAAAUGAACAGCUACCAAAAGAUAGUGGGUGCUCUGUUUCAGUCAGUCAAUGCAAGGCAUGCUGGUGAAAAUAUUGUUGAUCUCUCGAGCCUAUCUUCAUCAAUACUAGUGUUAUACACCAUCAUGAUGUAUCUCCCUAGUUACACCUCUUUUUUACCUAAAGAUAAUGAUCAGGAUUCUAAUGAGGGGAUGAAAUAUAAAAGGAGAAGUAGGUGUGAGAAUUGGAUCCUCUCGCAGCUAUCUUAUUUGGCUAUCUUUGUGCUGCUAAUUUGCAUUACUGAGAAAGAAGCAAUGGCCACUGAUCCACUCAAUUUCAAUAUUUUCAGCAUAACAUUUGAAGUUAUCAGGAUUAAAUCAUUGAAUAUGCAUGGAGGGAGAGCUUGGAAGCUUAGAUAGCAUCAACUGAGUGUUGCCCUAAAUUUCCUGCACCCUGUAGUCGAUAAGUUACAUGCAACAAACUACCAAAAAAUUGUACGGCGUAGCAUAGCUUAACUAUGUAAUUGCAUAAGGAAGAUGGCAGGCUAUUAUUAGCAUUGACCGUUUGAAUUAUAUUUACAUAAGUAGCUCAUAUGUAUCACCAUGGUUUUACAUAAAGAUGGCCAAUCAUCAUAGUUGUGCGUGA